Cyprinus carpio (common carp) is the source of this 2472-nucleotide messenger RNA. RefSeq names its product adaptor related protein complex 1 subunit mu 3 (gene ap1m3). The record is from RefSeq and is a predicted model, not a curated record. Gene Ontology annotation, molecular function: clathrin-cargo adaptor activity. Gene Ontology annotation, cellular component: clathrin adaptor complex; clathrin-coated vesicle. Gene Ontology annotation, biological process: intracellular protein transport; vesicle-mediated transport. Lineage: Eukaryota; Metazoa; Chordata; Actinopteri; Cypriniformes; Cyprinidae.
CUUGCAGUUUACGGCACAGCAACAAGCUCGAGCUGCACAACCGGUUAGACGCCUCCAAACCCGGAAGACGCGCGUGUAAGGGAUGGGGAAGAUCUCUCUUCAUUCCACUUGAUCAAACUUUACCAAAAUUCACAAAACUUCGACUCCUGUCAGUCACUUCUGGUAACACAACAGCUUUGAUAAGAAUGGCAGCGUCCGCGAUCUUCAUCCUGGACCUUAAAGGCAAGGUGCUCAUAUGUCGAAACUACAUGGGCAAUGUGGACAUGAGUGAGAUUGACAACUUCAUGCCCAUAAUGAUGAGGAGAGAGGAAGAUGCAGAUUUGUCACCAGUGGUUAUUCACGGCUCUACCCACUACCUCUGGAUAAAGCAUAGCAACCUCUACUUGGUUGCAAUAACAAAGAGGAAUACCAAUGCUGCUCUUGUAUACUCCUUCCUGUACAAAUUAGUGGAGGUGUUCACUGAAUAUUUCAAGUCACUGGAAGAAGAGAGUAUUCGAGACAAUUUUGUAACCGUAUAUGAGCUAAUGGAUGAAGUCAUGGACUUUGGAUUCCCUCAGACCACUGACAGCAAGAUCUUACUAGAGUACAUCACCCAACAGGGGCAUAAACUGGAGGUGGGAGCGCCACGGCCCCCGGCUACAGUAACCAAUGCUGUGUCUUGGAGGUCAGAAGGCAUCAAAUAUAGGAAGAAUGAAGUCUUCAUGGAUGUCAUUGAGUCUGUCAACCUAUUGGUCAGUGCUACAGGCAGUGUUCUGCGUAGCGAGAUUUUGGGCUGCGUCAAACUCAAAGUCGUUCUGUCAGGCAUGCCUGAGUUAAGGCUCGGACUCAAUGACAAAGUUCUCUUCGAGAUCACAGGCCGGGAGAAGAGCAAGUCUGUGGAGCUGGAAGAUGUAAAAUUUCAUCAGUGUGUGCGUCUCUCUCGCUUUGAGAAUGACCGGACUAUCUCUUUCAUCCCACCUGAUGGAGAAUCUGAACUAAUGUCUUACAGACUCAACACCACGGUGAAGCCUCUAAUAUGGAUUGAGAGCGUAAUAGAGAAGUUCUCUCAUAGUCGAGUAGAGAUCAAGGUUAAGGCCCGCAGUCAGUUCAAGAGCCGCUCCACUGCUAACAAUGUGUCCAUCUUAGUUCCUGUUCCUAGUGACGCUGACUCCCCCAAAUUUAAGACCACCACGGGCCAGGCUAAAUGGGUUCCUGAGAAGAGUGCUGUAGAAUGGAACAUUAAGUCCUUCCCUGGUGGGAAAGAAUUCAUGAUGCGAGCUCAUUUUGGACUGCCAAGUGUGGAAAGCGGUGAACUGGAGGCCAAGCGACCAAUCACAGUAAAGUUUGAGAUUCCUUACUUCACAGUGUCAGGCAUUCAGGUGCGAUAUUUGAAGAUUAUCGAGAAGAGCGGAUAUCAGGCAUUACCGUGGGUGCGUUAUAUUACUCAGAGUGGAGAUUAUCAACUGAGGACCAACUGAGAGAGGACAGCGCCUGUGUAUGUUGUGUUCUGUCUGUCCUUUUUCAUCUGUGAGACAGCUACUUCUUUUCACACAGCAGUUGAACUGCUCUUACUUUUGUCUGAGAUCAGGUUUUACAAAUUAAACAAGAGAGUCAGAUUGCAAAGUUACUGAGAAACCCCUAUGAAACAAUGGUUUCGGGGUUUAAACAACUUUGGGUUAUAAUCCAAAAGUGGUAUUAAAGAAACAUCCUAGAGUCUACCUAUAUAUGUUCUAUUUAAAGAGAUAUUUUCACCCACAUGUUGUUCCAAACCUAUCUGUAUUUCUUUGUUUUAUUUAAACACAAAAUAAUCCAUUCAUACAAUAAACAGUCAGUAGGAUUCUCCUUGUCCCUGAUAAGCACAGCAUUUUAAGCUGGUGCACCGCUAGUGUAACUUUGUUUUCAUUUUGCGCAAGUUGCAACCGUUUCAUUCCAUGCAACAGAAACACUAGGUGUAGCCGAGCCUUUACGAUUAAUUAACCAUGCCGUUUUAAAGCGUUUUUAAUCGUGAAACUGGUUAAUCGCUGCAUUCCUAUUGCCAAGGCAACAUUUCUCAGUUUAAUUUAAAGUUGAAGCACUAAAAUAACUAAAUCUAAAUAAACUAAAACUUAAUAAAACUAUAUAAACAUAAAAACUAAUAAAAAGGAAUGGUAACACUUUACAAUAAGGUUCCAUUCGUUAAUGUUAUAUAGUAGUUCACUGUUAGUUAGUCGUUAGUUCACAGUGCAUUAACUAAUGUUAACAAGCACAUCUUUUGAUUUUAAUAAUGCAUUAGUAAAUGUUGGAAUUAACAUGAACUAAGAUUAAUAAAUGCCGUUGAAGUAUUGUUCAUUCUUAGUUCAUGUUAACUAGAGUAGAUAACUAAUAAACCUUAUUGUUAAGUGAUACCAAAUGACUAAUGAAUAAAAUUAAUUCAAAAUAUUAACAAAAAUAUAAUAGUAUACCAAUGACUACAUUUAUAUCUACCCUCUUAAAGAGAUUUAAACAAUAUUGUUA